Molecule: messenger RNA, 1721 nt
Organism: Marchantia polymorpha subsp. ruderalis
Lineage: Eukaryota; Viridiplantae; Streptophyta; Marchantiopsida; Marchantiales; Marchantiaceae
Source: the annotation of a GenBank genome assembly
UCGGUGCUCGGGGUCGCAUUUCGUCGUAGAGCUCGGGAUUCAGAGUAUGCUUUUGGCAGUGGAAGCGAGUGAUUGAGCUCCGGGCGAGGGGUGGUAGCUGCUACGUGCUUCGGCUAUGACAUUCAAUUUCGUUGGAAGAGUGUUAUGAACAGAGCUUUGGGCUUGCUGUGUCUUUCUGCUCGUUAAAUCUGUCCAGCUGAAUGAGAAUCGAAGCACUAGGGGUUUUAGCUGAAAGGAUCGUGGGUGUGGAAGCGGCAGCAAUUCAUGGCGUCGGUUGCUUCUUCGGGCAUUUCGAAUUUGAGUGUGGUCAAAAUUCGAUGAGUGGGAAGUGAAGAUCGACUGAAUUCACUAUACCUUCGGGUUUUGGAAUAAGUCUUCUGACAGACACUCGAAUUUCAUGGACGGAACAUUGUCGUCCGAUGUUGUGACAUUUAUGCACUUGGCGGUCGAAGAGAGUGAGGUUUCAGAGCAGUGGACAUCAGCGCUUCGACUUUAGCGUUCAUUUUAACUCAUUUCCGCACUUGUCCUUCAGGCGAAGAAGGCGCUAGCAAGACUCGAGGUGCCUGUGGGACCUUGGAUGAUGAUGACAUAGCGUGGGAUUGAAGUCGUAAUGAUUCCAAUGUAAUGCAAAACCCUCUGAAUUCGUCCAGGUGUGUGAUUGUCGAAAAUGGCAAGGUGAUCGGUUCCGGCAGCAACCGAGUGAAUGAAACUAGGAAUGCAACAAGGCAUGCGGAGAUGGAAGCUGUGGAUAUGAUCCUGGCUCCGUGGACACCUUCUGAGUGUCCAGAGGCGGGAUCCAUAAAGGAGCAACUGACGAAGAAAUUUGGUGAAUGUGAGCUUUACGUCACGUGUGAACCCUGCAUCAUGUGUGCAGCUGCGUUGGCCAUUUUGGGUAUCAAAAAAGUUUACUACGGCUGUGGCAAUGAUCGAUUCGGAGGUUGUGGUUCCAUACUUCCUCUGGACACUGAUGGCUGUGGUGGAUGUGGCAACAGCUCUUCCGGAGAGGAUGAUGGCGAUUCUGCAAAGAGAAGGGGCUUCGAGUGCGUAGGCGGAAUUCUAGCAGACGAAGGCAUUGCGUUAUUACGUGGAUUCUACGAGCAAGGCAAUCCCAACGCGCCCCGACCGCACCGGCCAGUUAGAGCACAGGAUUCAUCUUUAGCUGAUUAGGUCCUGCCCUGCCUGUUUGAAAAGCCCGCUCAAGAGCAGAAACAAUCUGAACAUUGUGUCAGAAAUGUCAAUAUUGCCGAUAUUUGUGCAAGCAAGAAGGAAACUCGCAGGCCAUGCCAAUGUACUCUGAUAUGUCAGGAAUCGGUAACUUUUGCGUGGGAUUUGCCACAAAACGAAGACAGUCCACCACGCACGCCUCGAUGAGUUGAUGAAUGUGUACAUUCGGGAACACUCAAGCUCUACUGUGUUGGAGGAAGGAAUGCGCAAAUCAUGUCCUGGACGAGGGGUGACCAGCAUUCUUGCUCAUGAAACAACCUGCUAGUCAACACGCUGGAAGAGAUGAAUUGGAUAACCUGAGAUAGGGUCAGUGAAUCAUCCCCCCAUUGUGACGAGUUUCUUCUUCUCGAACAUCUCGCAGGAUACUACAUAACCUUAGAAUCAGCCACAGAAAUUCGUGACUCCUUUGUAGAGAAAUUAGCGUUUUCAGCAGGAACAUAGUCACGUGCCACUGCUGCAAACAUCACGAACAACAAACCAAUCGAUCAUAAAUCAAC